Messenger RNA from Danaus plexippus (monarch butterfly), 1017 nucleotides. RefSeq lists its product as uncharacterized. Gene Ontology annotation, biological process: proteasome-mediated ubiquitin-dependent protein catabolic process. Gene Ontology annotation, cellular component: nucleus; proteasome regulatory particle, base subcomplex; proteasome storage granule. Lineage: Eukaryota; Metazoa; Arthropoda; Insecta; Lepidoptera; Nymphalidae. The record is from RefSeq and is a predicted model, not a curated record. The transcript is spliced from 7 exons. The coding region runs from base 1 to 1017 and encodes 338 amino acids.
AUGCAAGCAGGAACUACAUGUGAUGUGUUCGUUAAAGAAAAUUUGGAAUGGUUGGCAGCAGCUACGGGUUGGUCGAAGUUUUUGCUUGCGGCAUCUGCAGGUGUACUGCAAAAGGGACACUUAUCUGCCUCUCAACAAGUACUGGCUGCCUACUUACCAGGCUCUGGAAGUGGACCAUAUGCAGAAGGAGGAGGACUUUACGGAUUGGGGCUUAUUCGCGCUAAUCAGUUCGAUUUUGAAACCAAGAAUUAUUUAUUAUCUCAACUCACUGCUGCUCCUAAUUAUUCGCAAAAUAAUUUUGAUCCAUAUCAGCAUGGGGCUUGUUUGGGUCUGGGGUUAAUGGCUAUGGGCACAAAUGACCCAGCGUUAAAGAAUAUAUUAUUUGGGCAGUCUUCAAUAGCUGGAGAAGCUGCUGCUUUAGCAAUGGGCUUAGUGUCCCUUGAAAGCAAUUCUGAAGAAGUCUUUUUGGAGUUAUAUAACCAUGCACAAGAAACACCUCACGACAGAAUUAUACGACAAUCCUCUUUAGGAGCAGCUUUAGUAUUAUUUAAAAAUGAAUUAAAAGCAGAACCUUACAUUGAUAUGCUUGUUAAUAAUAUGGAACCGAUGAUUCGAUAUGGAGGCAUGUUUGCUAUUGGCUUAGCAUAUUGUGGCACUAAUAAUACAAACGCAGUGAAAAGACUGUUGCACUUUAGCGUUCUGGAUGUUUGUAUGGAUGUGCGAAGAGCCGCAGUUAUAGCUUUAGGCUUUAUUGUCUGUGAUCCAGUCAAGGCUGUGAAUAUGCUGCUCCCCUUGGCUCAAGAUUCCGUUGAUUUCGUUAGACAGGCGGGAUCACUCGCAUUUCGACCUACCGCUGUUAUUGGAUUAACCUGUGACUUACUAGCUCCUUUAGAUUUCAAGAUACGCUGCGAUAUAUCUCCAGAAAAAAUUGCGUAUACGGAACCUUUUGAUCAAUCGAAAAAGUCAGACAAAAAAGAAGCCACAGUUGCUGUAAGAUUUUAUACACAAACAACAUAA